AUGCCUGCGUACGUCGCCCGUCCCAUCCGCCGCAAACGCACGCCAACGGUAUACCGUUCACGGUUCACCCACCAGCUAACCCUACUUCACCCCCUUCACAGGCCAGGCGACCAGCACACGGCAUGGGCCAACCCGUACGAGGAUGCGAAGCCGCGCAUCUCGGAGUGGACCGCCAAGGAGAUCGCCACCAUCUCCGUCCGCCUCGACAAGCAGCUCGGCCCCGAGUACAUCUCCUCGCGCGCCGGCCCCGGCGGCGCGCGCGUGCACUACCUGACUGCCGAGAAGUGCAUUGGCCUGGCCAACGAGAUCUUUGGCUUCAACGGCUGGUCCUCGUCGAUCCAGAACAUCCAGGUCGACUUCGCCGACGAGAACCCGCAGACGCAGCGCGUGAGCAUCGGGCUGAGCGUCAUCGUGCGCAUCACGCUCCGGGACGGCACGUACCACGAGGAUAUCGGGUACGGGUCAAUCGAGAACGCGCGCGGCAAGGCGAUGGCGUUUGAGAAGGCGAAGAAGGAGGGGACGACGGACGCGCUGAAGCGCACGCUGCGCAGUUUUGGCAACGUGUUGGGGAAUUGUAUCUACGACCAGGACUACGUCAAGCAGGUGACCAAGAUCAAGGCGCAGCCGGUCAAGAAGUUUGACCAGGACAACUUGCAUAGACACUCGGACUUUGUCAAGAAGGAUGUGCCGGUGCCGGCGGCGGCGGUGGUGACGAGAGCGGCGGGAUCGGGGUCGGGGUCGUCGUCUGCGUCAGCGACGGCGGCAGUCAAGGCAGAAGCUUUAGAGUCAUUUGAGGACUUUCUAGGAGACUUUGACGAGGCAGACUUCUGCGUGUCUGAAGAGGGCCACCCCGAUGAGGUUGUUGUGCCAGUCCCAGCUGCACCCACAGGCCCGCAAACACGACAACAGCAACAGCCGCAAGCCAGCAAGGCCGCGCAGCAACCCAAUCAACGGCCACCGCAGCCCCAGACCCCCAACCCCCAAAAUCAUAGACAAGCAGCAGCAGGCCACGCUCAAGCCGCGGCGCCUGCGGCCCCCCCAGCUGCUGCCGGCGAGCCGGUCGCCGCGUUCUUCUCGGCGCGCGCCGUCACGACGGACACGAACCAGAGCGCCAGCGUCCCCGCCACCCGGCAGCAGCAGCUCUUCAACCCCAAGGCGGAGAGCCCCUCGAUCCGCAAGACGCCCGGCAUCGACCACUCCUCCUCCAAGCCCGUCUCGCGCUCCGGGCAGCACGUCCCGCCGCCCAGCCAAGGUGCCGCCGCGGAGCCGCCGACCUCCGCCGCCGCCACGCCUAGUCGGCCGUCGGCAGCAGCGAGGGGAGGCGGAGUUAACAGGGGACACGCGGUCAACCCUAGCCUGGACCACGCGCGCAGGAUCGGGGCGCCGGGCGGGCCGGCGAGCCCGCUGGCGAACAGGAGCUCGUACAAGCCGCCGACGAUGAUGAAGAGGCCGCUGGCGGCGGCGCAGGGCGAGGGCCGCGCGCCGCUGAGCGAGGUGCCGCCCAACGGAGCCGUGACGGCGGCGGCGGCAGGGCCGGACGGGCUCGAUGCGAAGAGGCAGAAGAUGGUUUAA
Molecule: messenger RNA, 1572 nt
Organism: Cordyceps fumosorosea ARSEF 2679
Lineage: Eukaryota; Fungi; Ascomycota; Sordariomycetes; Hypocreales; Cordycipitaceae
Product: RAD52 DNA repair protein RADC
Exons: 2
Coding region: 1-1572 (523 amino acids)
Biological process (GO): double-strand break repair via homologous recombination; mitotic recombination; double-strand break repair via single-strand annealing
Cellular component (GO): nucleus
Source: RefSeq, a predicted model, not a curated record